This is a messenger RNA of Phoenix dactylifera (date palm), 1108 nucleotides long. RefSeq lists its product as uncharacterized. The record is from RefSeq and is a predicted model, not a curated record. Lineage: Eukaryota; Viridiplantae; Streptophyta; Magnoliopsida; Arecales; Arecaceae.
UGCACCCCACCCACCCCCCUCCUCUCUCUCAGGCUUGAGAACGGCGCCAGUCUUCUCCAGGUGCUCUACUAGGUACAGUAGUACCAUUAUUAAAGUCUUUGAGGUAAAGGAGUUGCAGGUAGUUUGUUCAGGUUUCAUGGGUUCCCAUGUGAUAACACCCGAAGAUGUACUUGAAUCACUAAUGAAUGAUGGCACUAUUGAUGCUAUUAGACUGAAGAUUAUAAAUCAGCUAAAGGCCAAUGAAGAGCUGAAGAACAAUACAAUUACAAUGGUGGAGCAAAGUAAGGUUCUAAACACUCCUGGUGCAGAGAAACAGACCAAGCGAGAGUUAUUUGAUGCACUUCGUCGAGAACUUGAAACUCCAGUGCUCGAAAAGGCUUCGAAAGCAGUUUGGGAGCUGAUUCUUGACAACAGUGGUUUGGGGAAGGAGAUCAGUGAAACCGUUGAGAGAGUUUACUGCCGGCUAAGUGGCCAUGAACUGGCGCCAGUACUGCCUCCACCUCCACCCUCCACCAGUGAUGUCCAACCAGAGAAGGAGAACGAAAUGAAAGACAAGGGGGAAGGAGAGAAGGCCAUGGAGAUGGAGAAGUCUGAGUCAUCAUCAAGGAAGAGGACCUUCAGUGAGUUGAGCACUCAAGGAACAGAGGUAGAUGCAAAUGGUAGUGUCGACCAGCCUCCGGUUGUAUCAGAUGAUGGUGUGCUACCAUCAGCCAACCCAAAGACAUGAUAAAAUGGCAAUAGUAUUUGCCGACUAGAUGAAUUUAGGACCUUUUAGUAGAAAAAUUAUAACCCGGGUUGGUUUUGACUUGAGAAAGCUUGACAUGAAUUUUAUGGUUGAAUCUAUUGCAAUUGCAAGGUGCAGCAAAUAUUCUAGGGCAUGGGAUAAUCUUGUGAAGUGUAUUAUCUGGUUCUUCAUGAGGUUUGAGUCUUCAUGAUAGUGCUUUCACCCUUUGCAUUUGCCUGCAUCCAUGUGUUUUUGGAGGGUUUGGAGGCAAUUUCAUCUGCCUUCAGAAAAUUAUCAACCACCCUCUCAACAGGUGUUUUAUUACAUUUCAUGGACAUUAUAAAUGUAAGUAUAUUGUAAGUUGCUAUUUUAUGACAUUUACUU